AUGGCAGAAACGGACACGACUAUUGUGCUGGCUAUUGGGGACUCUCAAUUCGUCCUUGAACAGACAACAACUGUCGUAGCGCUCCCCGGGGGGCCGGAGCGAUUCAUCCCGGCAACAGCAGUCGACGGUGAUGGGGACCAUUUUGGCCACGCCGAGCUGGAGGAGGCCUGUAUCCGGUUCAGAAGCGCCGAUGAUGUCUGGACGGAAGCCUUUCUCGAAGUUCUCCUCCUCCAGUCCGUGGGCCCUCUUCAGUUGUCCGCGUCCAUUGAGCGCAAAUCGGUGCAGCUUCACGGCCUGAAAAACAGAGUGCCGAACGGUCCCUACGCCAUACAUUCUCCCUCCGGCAAGGUGUAUAGCCUUCUGAAGCUGUACGAGGACACCAGCAAUGCCUUCAUACGAGGUACUAUUCGCCCAGCUGGACACUCGAGAUACAAGUGGCUUCACAGCACCGAUCAUAUAGCCGUGCCAUCAAGGCUCUCUACUAAGGGUCCAGAUGCCCAGAUGCCGUUGCGCGGAUUGCGAUUCGCGGUCAAGGAUGCCAUUGACGUUGCUGGCCUGGAGACCGGCUGCGGAAGCUCUUGCUACCGGUCAUUCUAUCCACCUCAGGAGUCUUCCGCUGCAUUCAUCAAUCAACUGGUAUCUGCCGGCGCUGUUCUCGUGGGCAAAACGAGACUUGGUAUGUGGUGCGAUGGGCAAGAUCCUACGGAACGCCUAGAAGAGGUCACACCUACCAACCCUCGAGGAGACGGGUUUCAGAAACCUGGCGGCUCGAGUUCUGGCUCGGCUGCAGCGACGGCCAGCUACCCCUGGCUAGACUUUACGAUUGGGACGGAUACGGGGGGCUCAGUGCGGCAUCCUGCUGGACUCUGUGGCGUGUUCGGGAUGAGGCCCUCACACGGUAGUAACAACAGCUCGGGGCUUGUGUGUGCAGCAUCGAUGGACACACCUGGCAUUUUUGCCCGGUCUGUAGCCAUUACUCGGGAUGUUUCCAGAGUCAUGAUGGACCAGUCCUGGGACAAUUCCAUCGCCAAACCAGACAAGCUGCGUUAUAAGAUCUUGUAUGCUGUUGAAUCAGACUCGUCCGAGCCCAGCGAGACGCCGAGGUUCUUCUCAUCUCAACGACGGGGUCCCGAGGCAAACACUCCCGCUGGGCUCAUAUUGGAGAGCUUUGCACGGGAUUUGGAAAACCACCUGGGUUGCAAACGUCAGGAAGUUUGCCUCGACGACCUUUGGAUGAAAACUCGUCCAGAGGGUGCCCCAGAGAGCCUUGUUGAAGCAACGGGCACAAUCUACCAGACAGUGCUAUACUACGAACUCAUGCACGACGUCGUCCAACCAUUUAUAAAAGACUAUCAAGCUGCGAGAUCGCGCGCGCCCUUCAUCGAGCCCAUCACCAAGGCACGGUUGGACUAUGGAGCAGGAAUACCCAAGGCUGUUUAUGAACAAUCUGUCGCGGCCCUGAAAACAUAUGCCACGUGGGUCAAUGAAGUCCUUUUACCGCUUCCAUCAUCCGAGGACACAGAGGGCACGACAAUACCGCUGCUAGUUUACCCGCAGAGCUGGGGCAGGCCGCAGUAUAGGAAUGAUGGCCCAAGGCGGGCAGAGGGCAAUAUCUUUUGGAGUGGAGUUUCCACCUAUUCCAUCAGCUACUGCUCAGGCUGUCCUGAUGUAACAGUGCCCCUUGGCGAAACCGGCUUCCAAUCCAAGUUCACAGAAUCCCGGGAACAUCUUCCUGUGGCUGUUUCAGUUCUUGCGCCUCGGGGCAUGGACAAUGAGCUACUCAGCAUACUGGCGGACCUCGAAGCCAAAAAAGUACUGAAGCCUGUCCAGUGCGGAUCGCGGUUAUAUGCAGAAGGACAAUCCUCAUAG
Messenger RNA from Anthostomella pinea, 1869 nucleotides. The record is from the annotation of a GenBank genome assembly. NCBI's taxonomy places the organism in Eukaryota, Fungi, Ascomycota, Sordariomycetes, Xylariales, Xylariaceae.